This is a messenger RNA of Sitodiplosis mosellana (orange wheat blossom midge), 1442 nucleotides long. RefSeq names its product prostaglandin E synthase 2 (gene Su(P)). The transcript has 3 exons. Gene Ontology annotation, molecular function: prostaglandin-E synthase activity. The coding region runs from base 173 to 1375 and encodes 400 amino acids. The record is from RefSeq and is a predicted model, not a curated record. Gene Ontology annotation, cellular component: mitochondrion. Lineage: Eukaryota; Metazoa; Arthropoda; Insecta; Diptera; Cecidomyiidae.
CAGCAAACUUCAUACGAUUCGUCGUAUAUGUCAAUCCGAAGCAAGUGUGUGAUUGAUAAUAAACGUUUCGAUUAAUGUAACAUUUAGUAUAAGAAAUUGAAUGGAAAAGCGAUUGGGACCGGUUAAAUUUGAUUUUAUUUUGUGUGAUUUGUAAAAAUCAGUGAGUAAAAAUAUGUCACUGUAUAAAUUUGCAUCGAUAUCACGGUAUUGUGCGUCUCGCACCGUUCUUUCAACCGAUAGGCGACUUAUUGUGAACAAUGUUCGUGGUUUUAUCAGAAAUCGCGGCGGCAAUGAAGAAACACCAAGAUCAAAACAAUACCUUAAAGCAUUGCUGAAUGGUGUUGGUGUUGGUCUUGCCGUUGGCAUUGGUCAUGCCGUGUACACAUCAUACAAAAGCAAAGAUGCCCAUUUGGUGCAUGAACGCACCGAAGCAUUUGUGUUGGACGAAUUACCGAAUGUGAAAAUUAUUCGCAAAAUUGUGAAUACCAAGGACAACCAUAAUUUGGAUCUAGUGCUGUUUCAAUAUCAGACGUGCCCAUUCUGUUGUAAAGUCCGAGCUUUUCUGGAUGGAAAUCAAUUUUCCUAUUCAGUCGUUGAGGUUGAUGCCGUGCUGCGUCAAGACAUCAAAUGGUCACCAUACAAAAAGGUUCCCAUGCUGUUGGCACGCACCAAAGAUGGCAAAUACAUUCAAUUGGGCGAUUCGAGCAUGAUUGUUUCCGUAUUGUCAAGCUACUUAAUCGAUCCAUCGUUGGAUGUCAGUGAAUAUGCUAAACUCUAUCCAAGUAUCUCUUAUAUGAAUGACGAAGGCAAGAAGAUUCACGAUAUUCUCAACAAAUACCAUUUGAUCUAUGGCGAAAAAAUCCCGAAAAACAAGAGCAAAGAUGAUCUGGAUUCGGAGCGAAAAUGGCGUGAAUGGACCGAUAAGCAUUUCAUUCAUUUGAUUUCACCGAAUGUGUAUCGUACGAAAGAUGAAGCGUUCCAAACGUUUGAAUGGUUUGCAAAAACGUCUGGCUGGGAUGAAUUCUUUCCGCGAUGGGAACGCAAUUUGAUGGUUUAUGUCGGUGCAACAGCCAUGUAUUUAAUAAGUAAACGCUUGAAGAAACGACACAAUCUGCAUGAAGAUGUGAGACAAGACAUUUAUGCGGCAUGCAACAAUUGGACGGCCGAAUUGAAUAAGCGUAAAUCGAAAUUUUUGGGCGGUGACAAACCAAAUUUAGCCGAUUUAUCGCUGUACGGAGCAUUAACGAGCAUGGAAGGAUGUCAAGCAUUUUCGGAUAUUUUAACGCAUACAUCGAUCGAACCAUGGUUCCAAGCGGUUAAGAAACAUGUUACCAUCAACCGAGGCGAAGUUUUUAAUUUAUUACAAGUUCAAUAGAAGAUGAAGAAAUUUUGUUUUUAGCUUAAAUGCAAAGAAAAAUAAAUAAACUGCAAAUCCAAUGAAA